Messenger RNA from Cyclospora cayetanensis, 5115 nucleotides. RefSeq lists its product as uncharacterized. The coding region runs from base 1 to 5115 and encodes 1704 amino acids. The transcript has 17 exons. Gene Ontology annotation, molecular function: protein binding. The record is from RefSeq and is a predicted model, not a curated record. NCBI's taxonomy places the organism in Eukaryota, Apicomplexa, Conoidasida, Eucoccidiorida, Eimeriidae.
AUGGCAGACGCGGAAAUGAGCGCGCCACAUUUGCAAGACCAGCCCGUGGGGGCCCCUUCAUCGGCAGCAUAUGGAGGCGCAGCUUCACCCCCAGGGGGCCCCGGAGGCAUGCCGAAGCGUAGCCUGCAGCUGCUGUCGCAGAGUCGCUUGGUCAGUGACGGGAGUGCUCACCACUUCCUCCUCUGUGCACCAUCAGAAGCCGUAGAUAUGGUGGCAGUCCAGCGGCAGUGUGCCGCCACUUCACCCAAGGGAGCCGAGGAAGUGGUGCUCUACCACACGCCUUGCCAAGGGGCCCCCGCCGGUGGGGGGCCCCCCACCCGCAGGGUAGUGGCAGUUUCCGUGCCACUCUCCCUUGCGGCCUCUUCUGUCUUGGCCAUGGAGCUUCUCAAGAAGCGGCUGCUCACGUGGGAGGCAGAGCUGAAUGCCUCCCUGACUGCCAUCGACGAAGACGAGGGGCCCCCUCCCGGGGCCCCCGCGCCUCACGCCACCACACAAAGUCACCAUCAUCACCAGCAGCAGCAGGCGGGUGGAAACGCUGCAGCGGCGGCUGCCUCUGCGCAGAGCCAUCCGCAGAUGCCGUCUGCCGCUGGAGGCGUCCCCGCAGCCGACGGGGUACCCCCUCUGGGGGCCCCCUCCUCCCGAGCGCAGGGGGUCGCCCCCAGCAGCACGGGGGCCCCUUCCCAGGCAAUGGGCGGGGGCCCCGUACAGCAGAGCGCAAGCAGCCAGCGCCCUACGCUCUUCAAUCUGCUGGAAGCCUUGGCCAGUGACAGCGUAACAACUCCAGACCAGCGCAACUCCAUUCGCGGCAUUGUCACUGACUUUCUGAACCACGACUUGCCCCACUCCAAAGUCUACAGCUUCAUCGGGGCAGUAGUUGGACACGAUGUGCUGCACACCAUUGUGAGAAAGCUGGAAAACGAGCCUGGAAGACUCGGUGUGCCUGAUGCUGGAGGACUUGCGCGCAUCGAAAAGGCUUUCGGUCUGAGCAAAACAACAAGCCCCCAGCCUGCCCAUGCUUCACAGCACUCCGGAAGUGCCAGCGGCACGAGUGCUCAAGGUGUAGUUGCGGGGGGAACAUGUUCUCGAGCAGCCACUGCGCUUUCCCAGGAGCAGCAGCAGCAGCAGUCCUCCAGUGGCGCCUGUGAGGCGGUGUCUUCUGGCUCGGGGCUGACAAGCCGCGAUGCAAUCCUGCGUGUCAUUCGACGUAACCUCGAUUCUAGACGCAUGCCUCCCCAAAGCACCAAGGAUGUGUUUGAAAAAGUCCGCUGGUUGCCUGUGCGGCGACCGCUAACUCCAGUCCCAGUGUUUGGCCAUACGCUGAUAUCCUUUAGCAACAAGGCCAUCUUCUUUGGGGGGUCGAAUGGUCGCGGGGAGGGCGUCAGCUUUAGGAGCGCAUGCGUCAUCAACCUCAACUUCUUCUCCUCCCGCAUCUUCGUCUUCUGCGGAGAACACCCUUCUGAACGCGACGGGCACAGCACCAACGGCCUGACGCUGCAGCACAGCCCUGGCGUCAUUCUCUUUGGCGGCCUAUCAGAUAAUCAGUUCUGCAAUGACGUCUACGUCCUCGAACUCGACUUCAAGCGGUGGGUUCGGAAGCAUCCGGCAGGGCAGCCGCCAGCCCCUCGCGAUCAGCAUGCGGCUUCGGUGUUUCCUGCAAAGACAGAGACGGGCAACUGGCGCGAUAGCAGCGCAGACAACCUCUCAGAGUUUCUCUUCAUCUUUGGUGGUCGUACGGGGAACCCCCGUGUUUCCUUCCACUGUCUGAACGACAUGUGGGCUUUACAUCUGCCUAGCAAUACGUGGAAGCAAGUAGAUGUGGGAGGUGUGCGACCUCCUCCGCGGUAUGGGUUCUCCAUGAUCUGGUCCGAAGACUUGCAUCUGAGUCUCUUUGGAGGCGAGACUCACGGAGCCAGCGGGAAGGUCUCUUGCAAGGAGCGAGUUCUGCUAGAAGAUUUUUGGCACUUUAAGAUCAAGGAUAUUGUCAAUGAGGCGCACUCAGGGCCUCUGGUUGUAGGGGAGUGGCAGCAAGAAGAGUAUGAGGGAAAGAUAGGCCCCAGAUCGCAUUAUGCGGCGAUCUUUAUAACGCAACGCUAUCAGGAACCUCGUGCAGAGCCGCGUACGAUCGAGCGCCUCAUGCUGAUCACGAGCGGCGUAACCACCGUAACGGAAGGCGAUCGCACGCGGGCAACAGAGACGGACCAAAUCAGCGUUUACUUUUUUUCGAAGAAACAGUGGUACACGGUGAAACCGAGGUAUCCCGCGGAUUAUGUGGGGGAGCCGUUUGGAGCUAGGCAACGCCAUGUCGCUUGUUUCUUUGAAACACACAACCCCCUCGCCAGGCCUUCGCGUCCUCCCGUACCCUGCCUCUUUGUUCAUGGCGGCUUCCGGCGGCACCAGGUGCUGGGAGAUGCUUGGGUUCUCUCGCUCACCGGCGAUGAUCCGUACAAGGGCCUCAUGCCGCAAGGGGGCCCCUCUGCGGUGGCGUGCCCCGUGGCGGGCGGGGAAUCUUUGCACGCGCAUCUCAUGAGUCACGGGGUGAAUACGAUGCGCUUGAUGCCUUCGUGGUAUCAACGAGAUACGCACACCCCCGGCAUUCUGUGGGCCCUCUGUAGCCAGCAGCGGUGGCUGCUUGGCGCGAUUGCGCAACUCGUCGAUAACGCUAUGCACCCUUCCGUGGGCUGCCGUAACGUCUGGAUCAAGUUCGAGGAGACGCCAGACAGAGACCCCAUGCUGUCAGUUCAAGAUGACGGACAAGGCUUGGACUACCCCGCAAUGAACAAACUCCUUCGUCUCUACGGCAGCUUCGAGCCCGGAGAAAGGCGCCGAAAGGGCUACGAGUAUGGGUGCGGGUUCAAGAUGGCCUACGGGAGGAUUGCUUCGAGUUGUGCCAUCAUGUCAAGGACGCAAGGCACGAUUGGAAUCGGGAUGCUGUCUCUGGAGCUGAUGGGGCACUGUGAUGCUCGGGAGAUCGCUGCGCCUAUGUGCAUGUGGCGCUUGCCCAACAAGGAGCUUAUCAAUCGCGAUCCCAACAACAUGGCAGACCAUCGCCACCACCAGCGCCUGCUGAUGACGUAUACGCCAUUCACGACGCCGUCUCUCCUGGCAGAUCAGAUCAACGUGCUGGGAACUAUGCCGGGGUCGCGUAUCGUGUUUUGGGAUCUGCGUGACGACUUGGACGCCCUCGUGCUGGACCCCCGAGAUUGCAUGUUGUAUUUGUCGUCUGCUCCAUCUGACGUGCGGCCUGUGUCUUGCGGAAAGGGCGAAGAAGGACGCCCUUCGCUUGCCGGGGAAGCGGAGGGCUCUACGGAUGCCAAGCCAGGCGGUAGCCUCGUUUUCUCGUGCACUUCGCCUGCUGCUUCUAGCGUCGAGCCGAUGAACCUCGAGGCGAGUCAGCAGGGCCUGUCGAAUGGGCUAGUUUCUGAGGAGUCGGUUGGAGCAGCCAGCGAGGAGAAGCUGCAGCAGGCAGUUCGCGAUCCCUGCAGGCCGCGCAUCGACGAGGCUGCCACCGCCCCCCCCACGAUGGGCCCCGAGAUGCUGGACGUGGACGAAGACGGGAAGCCUCUGACCUCUAGCGAGCAGGGGGGGCUUCUUCAGGCGGAGGAAAGAGGCUGCGGGGAAAGCAUCAUGAAGGUGGAACAACCCGCUGCUGCGGACGCAGGAGGUGUCGUCGGCAGCAGUGGCGUGGAAGACACUCGGGAGCCCAGAGAGCUUGAGAUCAACACAGGGAUCCAGAAGGCUCUGCCCCCAUACUUCCCCCUGUGGACGACGGCGCGGCAUGCCCCCGACUACUGCCUCGCCACCUACUUGUUCUGGCUGCAUUUGCAUGCACCGGCCACUACGCACGUCCAAGGCAUCCCCCUUGCGCCACAGCCCGCCAGCUACGGCAGCCAGCAGCCUGCCAAGCCGCGAGAAGUCAAGGGCCCCCCCGCUCCCGCCGAGCAAGCCGACGAGAUCCCCGGGGAAGUUCCUCCCGCCAGAGAGCAGCAAGAAACAAGCGAUACGAACAACGCAGAUGCCACAGGAAGCGGCUGGCUCCUUUCCUCCACUUCUAGGCCUCAAGCCGCCUUGGCGGAGAAGAGGUCGACUGACGGCGAACUCAUGACAGACGGGAGCCCUGUGGCGCCUUCGCUGUACAUUUUCCUGAAACAGCGACUCUACUGCGCGGCCGAGUUGUCCUACCUGUUCACCCCUGCCGAUCAUGAUGCGGGCUGCUUCGCCUUAAUGGGCUUUCUGAACGACCCAAUGGAUAACGCAUACCAGCCACGAGUUUGUGAGGCUGGCGUAUUGCUCUACUUCAAGCAGCGCCUCAUUCGCAAACUGGAAUGCACCUUCCCCGACGCACCCAAAUACAUCGACGCCGCGCGACUUCCUCCUAGCGAACGCAUUUUCGGGCUAGAUGGAGAACCCCCACAGAUCUGUCGCUACGCCUUUACCGCUGUGAUCAACGUUCCGGAGUGGAUGCUCCCUUCUUUAAAUAAGCAAGAGUUUCUCCAUGAGAACAACAAACCGUACAUGAAAUUCAAGGCAAGAUGUAUGAAACUAAUGCAAGACUAUCUGUCGCGCUGCCGAAAUCCGCAGGCCUUGAGCGCAUGGCUGGAGCAGAGGUCGAAGAGGCUAAGCGAUUACCAAGAGCAGCAGAGGCGCAGCAGGCCGAAGCGCCGUUUGAACGAAGACCUGACAGACGAGGAGCAGCCGCGUCGCAGCCCAACUCCCCCUCUGACGCAUUCAAGCUCUGGCGCGCCCAUUUGGACGGGACAGCGGGGAAGCAAUACGGGAGGGGCCGACAGCUGCAGCCAAGCAGCGAAGCUUCAACUACAGGAACCUUCUGCUGCAGCCGAAAGCUCUGCUUAUGCAAACGAGGCAGAAGCUGCAGCCGAUGAUCAUCGUGGCGGCGCGCAGUUGAAGAAGCAUGAACUUGGACCAGAGGACAUGGCUCAGGACGGCAUGGAGGCGCCUGCUGCACCCGAGGGUGCGCCUGUUGUCGGCUUUACAGAGUCCGAAGAGCGGGGAAGCAAGACGGAAAGCGGUGACAUUGCAGAGGCAGCUAUAUCGAGUAAAUCCGAGGAACCGUGGGCGCAGGACAGCGUUCCUCCGCCCGAUACGCCGGUAGAGUGA